Molecule: messenger RNA, 1779 nt
Organism: Dichomitus squalens LYAD-421 SS1
Lineage: Eukaryota; Fungi; Basidiomycota; Agaricomycetes; Polyporales; Polyporaceae
Exons: 8
Coding region: 1-864 (287 amino acids)
Cellular component (GO): mitochondrion
Source: RefSeq, a predicted model, not a curated record
AUGGUGUCCUACGUAACUAUCUGGGACCCUCGAAACCCCCAAGGCUCACAGAGCAUAUCUCUCGCGCACCCCAAGGAUCCCACUAACCUCGGCGCAGGCACCACUCCGCCACCAGACGAGGAUGCGAGCUUACCAGUCAAGUACGUGCACUCCACAAUAGACCCGCAGACCAACCUGCCUCUCCCGCACGCGGGCCCGGCGUCCCCGCCUCUACACAUCAAUCCGCCUUUCGACACACAUCGUUUCUACAAAGUGCUGGAGCAAUCAUUCCCCGGCCCUAUCGCUUUAAACCUCAUGCGCGCGACGCGCGCUCUCCUGGUAGAUAGAAUAGGGCGAGUGAAGCGGGACGCGCUGACGACGCAGGACUUGGAAAGCCAAGCGUACUUGUUUCAGGCCGCACUCUCAGAGCUGCGCUCGGAGACUAGCGUCCUGACAAGGAAUGAGACCGCCGCUAUGCGGGCCGCCACUACUGCAGUAAGACGAGAAGUGGACACAAUUGACACACGCAUGAAAGAGGAUCUCGCAACAUUAAAACACGAGAUCCAAAUGGACCUUGAUAACAGGAAAAGCGAGGCGAGAAACGACUUGAAGCGAUUAGACAUCCAGGUCGAAGAAGUACUGAGUAGGGCGCUGAUCACUAUCAGCGAGCUGAAGACGCAAGUGGAAGAGUCGCGCUGGGAGAAGUUGAAGGCGGCAGUCGGUGCAUUGGCCGUGCUUUCCUUUGUUAUUAUAAUCUCCGUCGAGAUCUACGUCGUUGGUCCUUCCAGAGCUGCGAAGAGGCGUGCGGAACAACCGCCUCCCCCGCCAGUGCUUCCUCCGCUUACCCCCAACGAAGGUACCCAGAUCUGGACUGGAACUACAUAACCUAUUACAGAGUAUAGCUUAGCUGGCGUUGGGUUGCUGGAAUUGCGACUGUGAGUCUUGAAAAGAGCAUAGAUCCAAGGCAUCUGUAUUAUAAAUACCCCACACUCCUCACACUCCUUAUUGCGUCUCCUUGAGACAUCACAUCUUAUGAUUACAUAUAUGCACAUCUACUAAUGCUAUCCUAAUAACGCCUCCGAAUACCAAUGAAAGAACGAAGAUCCUCGCAUGUAAUCGUGAUAUCAUACCCAAUUCAGCGCACCUCCAGCUUGUCCAGUUUGUCCGCGAGCCCCUCUGCCGCCGCAUCAUCCCCCUUUUUCGUGUCUGGCGCGACAGCCCAGUUAGGCUUGUUCGCGGUGUGCACGCCCUCCCGGUCGACUGACGGGGCCUCCUUCGUCGCUGUACUUGUGCCCUCUGCUUCACCCUCGUCGUCAUCCUCCUCCCAAUUAUCCUUGACCUUCUCGCUUUCCACCGUCUUCUCCUUCCUCUUCUCUUUGCGUUUUUCGUUCUUCUUCUGCGCCUUAGUCAUGCUCGCCUUCGAUACGGGGACGGCAGCGGCCUUGGGUGGAGGCGCCCAGCCGACGAUAUGACCCUUGGGGAGGGCAUUCGCCUCUGCCUGCGCUUGACGCGUGCCUCGGAAGCGGCGCACGUCUUCUUGUGGAGUGUACCCAGGACGAAUCUUUUUCUCUUUGCGGAUAGAGCCGUCAGGCCUUCGUGAUUCUGGGAUAACGCGCUCGAGCGUGCGGGGAUCUACCGCAAUGCCAGCGGUAGUUGUUUCAGGCACGAUGGCAGGCUUAGACAUGAUGCUACACGCGCAAAGGCAGGCUGAGGCCCUGAUUUGUCUGUAGAGGUAGAGAAGGAGUUUCAGAUGCAAUGAAGAGCACGCAGACAGGCGAGAUAUCAGAAAUUCGAGAGCAA